AUGGAUCCCCGAGAGCAGUUUCAGCGGAUACAGCGAAGCUUGCAGAAUGGUGGCCGCGGUUUCGGCGGCGGUGCAGGAGGCGCCCCCGGAGGAAGAGCUAUCGGCGGUCUGCUGCUUCUGGGAGCUGCAGCUGUCAUAGGUUCGAAUGCGCUUUUCAACGUCGAUGGUGGUCACAGAGCUAUCAAGUAUACGAGGUUAGGUGGCGUCAAGCCCGACAUCUACGCCGAAGGCACACACAUCCGGAUACCUUGGUUCGAAACACCCAUCGACUACGAUGUACGCGCAAGGCCGAGAAUCAUCUCUUCGCUCACCGGAACAAAAGAUCUGCAGAUGGUCAACAUUUCAUGCAGAGUCCUGUCAAGACCAAACGUCCCAAACCUACCUCAAAUCUACCGUACUCUUGGCCAAGACUAUGACGAGCGUGUGCUUCCUUCGAUCGUCAACGAAGUCCUGAAGGCUGUGGUUGCUCAGUUCAACGCCAGCCAGCUGAUUACUCAGCGUGAGAGUGUCGCCCGUCUGGUUCGCGAGAACCUCUCACGUCGCGCCGCUCGCUUCAACAUCCUGCUGGAUGAUGUGUCACUGACCCAUCUGGCCUUCUCCCCAGAAUUCACCGCCGCUGUCGAGGCCAAGCAGGUCGCUCAACAGGAAGCGCAGAGGGCCGCUUUCGUCGUCGACCGUGCCAGACAAGAGAAGCAGGCCACUGUCGUCCGUGCUCAGGGUGAGGCCCGAUCUGCUGAGUUGGUUGGUGAUGCUAUCAAGAAGUCGCGGAGUUAUCUGGAGCUACGGAAGAUUGAGAACGCCCGCCAGAUCUCCACGCUGCUGGCUGAGAGUGGUGGCAAGAACAAAUUGUACCUCGACUCUGAGGCUUAG
Messenger RNA from Cyphellophora attinorum, 870 nucleotides. RefSeq names its product Prohibitin-2. The coding region runs from base 1 to 870 and encodes 289 amino acids. Gene Ontology annotation, biological process: mitochondrion organization. Gene Ontology annotation, cellular component: membrane; mitochondrion. Lineage: Eukaryota; Fungi; Ascomycota; Eurotiomycetes; Chaetothyriales; Cyphellophoraceae. The transcript has 4 exons. The record is from RefSeq and is a predicted model, not a curated record.